Molecule: messenger RNA, 855 nt
Organism: Eimeria necatrix
Lineage: Eukaryota; Apicomplexa; Conoidasida; Eucoccidiorida; Eimeriidae
Exons: 2
Coding region: 1-855 (284 amino acids)
Source: RefSeq, a predicted model, not a curated record
AUGGCUCUCUGCAGUGGACACACGCGGGAAUCCCGCCUGCUGCUGCUGUUGCUGCUGUUGCUGCUGCUGCUACUGCAGCCUUGCGCCUGCUGGAUCUGCGCCAGUUCGUGCCCCAAAACAGGAGCAGCAGCAGCAGCAGCAUAUGCUGCUGCUGCUGCUGCUGCAGCAAAUUCGCUGCCCUAUGGCCCGUGCACCGGCUCAGCAGCAGGGCCUGCAAUAGCAGCAGCUACUGCUGCAGCAAAGGUCCGCCAGCCGACUUUGCAGCAGCAGCAGCAGCAGCAGCAGCAGCAAGGAGCUGCUGGCCUUUGUAUGCGUUUUUAUAAGGCCAGGGCAAUCCGCGCUCUGUCCAUUCCAGAAAUAGAGAGGGAAGUGCUGCAGGCACGGCAGUCUUUGGGGCACCUGCGGCUGCUGCAGCGGGCGGGGCUGGCGAAGCAGCACCAGCUGGUGCAUGCAAGACGUUUGCUGCGGCAGCUGCUGACAAUAAGAGCUGAGAGGGAAGGCAGCACGGGGCGGCAGCAGCUGCGGCAGCAGCAGCAGCAGCUGCAGCAGCAGCAGCAGCAGGCGUUCCUGCGGGAGGCGACGCAGCUGCAGCAGCAGCUGCGCCAGCAGAUGACCCCCGAAAUGCAGCAGCAGCUGCAGCAGCUGCAGGAACAGCUGCAGCAGCAGCUGCAGGAACAGCAAGAGUGGGAGCAGCAGCAGCAGCUGAUGAAGCAGCAGCUUAAAGGCACCCGAAGGCUUCCCUCGCGAAAAGCCAAGGCAGACGCAGCAGCAGCAGCAGCAAAAAUGGCAGCAGCAGCAACAGCAGCAGCAGCAACAGCAGCAGCAGCUGCUGAUGCUGCCGCUGCAGAGCAUUGA